AUGUCGCUGCGGCUCAGCGCGCGUCCGCCGCUGGUGCUCCUGCACGUGUGCGUCGCGCUGGCCAUGACGAGCGCGGCCGUCGCCCGGGCGCUGGCGCAGUCCGCCUGCUGGGGCGGCACGAUGAGCUCGUGGGCUCCGGGCAACAACUGCGUCGCCACCUCUUAUGCACCACCGUGCCCGCCAGGGACGUGGGCCUCCCAGCCCCCGCUCGGCCACACCCCGCCGCCCAACGGCGACUUCGACCUCGAGAGCAUGCUCGCGGAGAGGGAGGCCCAGUGCGCGAGCUGGGGCGGCACGUGGCACAACCGUGUGUGCGACGCAGGCCUCAACUCCUUCAACUGGUGUGGGGCGGGUCGCAAGGUCAUCGCGCUCACGUUCGACGACGGCCCCGUCCUCCCGGCGUCCUGGGACCCCAGCAGGCCCCACACCAGCGCGGUCCUGGCCGAUCUCGCGGCGGCAGGCGUCCGCGCGACCUUCCUCAUCUCGCCCGCAGCGAUCGGGUUCAGCCCGGAAACCCUCCCCGAGAAGUGCGCCGUGCUCCAGGACACCCUGGCCGCCGGGCACGAGGUCCAGAGCCACACGUGGCUGCACGGCGAGAUCCCGUCGACGCCGGACAUCGCCGCCGAGCUCCAGACCGUGCAGGACUGGUUCGCGACGUGCACCGGCGGCGCCACGCCCCUGUCGAUGGUUCGCCCGCCGUACGGCGUGAUCGACGUCCCCUCCGCUCACGCGUGCAACGACGCCGGGCACAUCGUCGCGACCUGGUCGCACAACUCGGACGACUGGAAGCUCGCGUGGAGCAGCCUGCCCGUCUCAGACAAGAUCACGCGCAUCAUCAAUCGCAUCAUGCACGGCACCGACGUCGACACCCAGCAGCCGCUGCCGGGCGCGUCGAAGCUCGCGGACACGCUGGCGGCGGGCGACUCGGCUACGGUGCUGUUCCACGACCAGGCGUACUGGCCGGGGAUCGUCCCGCAGCUCGUGGCCGCGAUCCACGCCGUGGACCCGGCGUACGAGUUCGUCACUGCGUCCGAGUGCUUCCACGGCUGCUUUGACCUCGUGUGCAACGCGCCGCACGGCGAGCUGCACUGCUCGGACGCGUUCUGCGGGUGGGGGUGA
This is a messenger RNA of Pedinophyceae sp. YPF-701, 1119 nucleotides long. The record is from the annotation of a GenBank genome assembly. Lineage: Eukaryota; Viridiplantae; Chlorophyta; Pedinophyceae.